Molecule: messenger RNA, 1189 nt
Organism: Phoenix dactylifera (date palm)
Lineage: Eukaryota; Viridiplantae; Streptophyta; Magnoliopsida; Arecales; Arecaceae
Source: RefSeq, a predicted model, not a curated record
AUGCAAAGUGGCAGGGCAACAGAAAAAACAGAUUUAUACAGGUUUGGAGUCUUGGUGCUGGAAGUUUUGAGUGGGAAACGACCCACUGAUUCAUUAUUCAUUGAGAAAGACUUGAAUAUUCUAGGAUGGUUGAAUUUCUUGAUCCUUGAGGACCGUCAAAGAGAAAUAAUUGAUCCACACUGCGAUGGCAUGCAGAUUGAAAGCCUGGAUGCUUUGCUCUCUGUUGCCAUUCAGUGUGUUUCCUCAGCUCCAGAAGAGCGGCCUACAAUGCACAGAAUGGUGCAAUUAUUGGAGUCAGAGGCUCUACCCUCUCUCCCCGAAUGUUUCUCUCAUCCACAAGCUCUAUCCUCCCUUCCCGAUGUUUCCUCACAUUCACAGGCUCCAUCCUCCCUCCGUGGUUCAUGCGUGUCCGCUAUUCAUGUCAUUGCCUAUAUUGUAUAUAACACAGCGGUCGUGAAUGGCAUGAAAGCAAGUUGGUUGCUUAUAGGUCAUCCGCAAGAUAGUGCAAAAGAAAAGAUGGCUGCAGUCCGUGCAUGGUUAUUGAUGGCAUUACUCGCAAGCAUUUGCUUGGUGAAAGAAAAUAAUGCAGAAGAUAUUGGUUACGGCACUAUUGGAAAAGGUGGUGGUGAAGUUCAUUGUGGAGUUGGACAUAAGGGGAAUUGUCGUCCUCAUGAAGCAGCGCCCUACCAUAGACCUUGCCAGAAAAAGGAUGGGUGUAGAGGAGAUCCACCGAACACGGAAAAGAUAGUUGAACAUGAUGGAAAUUUGCCGAAGCCCAAAGCAGGGAAGAGAAUUAAAGAUGCUGAACAGUUGCUUCACUCACUUGGGCCAACUCCCAUGUGAGUUUGUCAAAGUAUGCAAGAGAAGGAGAUAAAAUCUCUUUCCUCGUUAAAAGAAGAGAAGAAGAUCGAUGAACUCUCGCACUUUGUCGAGUUAUGUUAUAUCUAUUUGUUGCAUGAUGUGUGUAGUACAUGUUGCUGGGUCAUUUUGUUUACAUUCUCUAAGCUACCUUCUAGGGAAGAUGAUGGCCCUACUGAAUUUCUUAAGCUUAAUUAGCCAAAUUUCUUCGCAUUAUGGAGGAACUUGGUUUGUGUCAUGUUAAUAGAGUGUUUCCUUUUUAUCAAUUAUGUAAUACUACCUUGAUCCACAAUAAAGUACUGCUUCCUCGCAGAGGCAGCUUAUUUCUUUA